This is a messenger RNA of Anastrepha ludens (Mexican fruit fly), 1563 nucleotides long. RefSeq lists its product as uncharacterized. Lineage: Eukaryota; Metazoa; Arthropoda; Insecta; Diptera; Tephritidae. The record is from RefSeq and is a predicted model, not a curated record. The transcript is spliced from 3 exons. Bases 1137 to 1469 code for a protein of 110 amino acids.
AAGCCAUAGAGGAAAUGAUAGCCAAAUAUUAGUAAACACCGGAAAUGGAAAAAGUUAAAUUAGAAAAAAUUAAUAUCUAUGUAUAUGCAUCUAUCAUAACACCUCACCGCCUCAUUUGCAAUUCAGUAAUACGCUAAUGCAAACCUUGCGCGCUCGGGAACACUCUUACUAUGAUUAAGCGAUUUUUAAUAACAACUUCGAGCUGUUCACCCACUCACUCAGUCACCUAAUUCACUCACCAAUAAUCAAAUGAAACAAUCAAGUUGUACUCACCGAACCACUAACUAAAAACGCUACUACCAAAUAAUAUGCAAACAUGAACAAAACUCUCCAAACAUUUUUUGAAAAUGCUACAGACUGAAGGAACUCAAAGUGCAAAUUCAUUUUCUAAAUUUCAGCCUGCAACAACUUUGAGCCACACAGCCCACCAAGCGGCAAUUCAAUCGCUUCAGCCACUACAAUUUGAUACUGGAAUGAGAUAUUGAAUAAUUAAAUGACUUAGUACGUGCAGCUGAGUUCAACGACAAAAAAAAAAGAAAAAAUCAUUUAAAUUCAUGUAAUCACAUUGAAAAAAAGUGCGAUAGGCAAAAAACCAUUCCUUGUCUAUGAAUAUCUGCUGAUGAGUGAGAGUGAACGAAAAAACAAAUAGCCCACACCAGUACGUACUCGCAUAAAGAAAAAGUGGCGACAAAUUACGAGUGGGCCAAGUAAAAACGAAAAUAAAAUCGCAAAAGGUAGGAAACGGAUGCGGUGGCCUCAAAAGCCUCAAAAGCGCGCAGCUGAAAGUGUAAACGAAAAAAUCGAAACCUCUGCCACACAAUCUUGCCAAUACAUACAUAUGUACACUUUCGCGUGCAGUGUAGAGCGUGCGGGGCUCCUAUGAUUGCGGCCCAGUAAAAUUCACAUUUAGUACCUUCCGCUCAACCGCAUCGAGUUGGCAGAUCGCGUGCGUCGCAAUCAUUUCGUGCGCUCUUUUCCUAUCGAUAAUUACGACUACUUGUGCGAAGUAGUGUAGUUUGUUGUGCGCUUGUGCGAAUGCGCACUGCCAAAUAAAUCGCACCAAUAAUAAAGAUAGCAAUAAUAACAACAACCACAACCACAACAACAACGAUAAUAAUAAGAAAUUAAAAAAUAUAAUGGCUGUACAAAAUCAAAACUUGCCACAAAAAUCUGCAACAAAUCUAACGAAAAAAGCGACAACAACUUCGAACGCCACACAGCCGUUGGCGAAACCACGAACGAAAUUCGGCCAAGCCGCAGCAAACGUUGCCACAGAAUUGGGACACCACACACAAAUAUCGAGUGGUGGUGGUGGUGCUGGUGUUGGUGUUACUGGGCAGGCAACAACUUCGACGAUGCCAGCGGGAGCAGGGACAGUGGCGGGAACAGUCCCAAAUGGUGGUCCACGCGUGUCUUUUAAUCGGGAUGUGCAUGUGAAACGAAUCGGUAUGUAUUUUAGGAAGACCUGAUCUGUCCAAUGCUUCAUGGUAUUUGUAUUACUGGAAAAUGAAAACAUCCAAACGACUUAACGAAUUACGAAACAACUAACCUACAACCACCUCA